AUGGUGUUCAACGCCGUGGGCGGCGGCACCGGCUCCGGACUGGGCUCGCUGCUGCUGGAGCGCCUGUCGGUGGACUACGGCCGCAAGAGCAAGCUGGGCUUCACGAUCUACCCGUCGCCGCUGGUGUCGUCGGCCGUGGUGGAGCCGUACAACUCGGUGCUGUCGACGCACGCGCUGCUGGAGCAUACGGACGUGGCCAUCAUGCUGGACAACGAGGCCAUCUACGACAUCUGCCGCCGCUCGCUGGACAUUGAGCGCCCGACGUACACGAACCUGAACCGCCUGAUCGCGCAGGUGAUCUCGUCGCUGACGACGUCGCUGCGCUUCGACGGCUCGCUGAACGUGGACAUCACCGAGUUCCAGACGAACCUGGUGCCGUACCCGCGCAUCCACUUCAUGCUGAGCUCGUACGCGCCCGUGAUCUCGGCCGAAAAGGCGUACCACGAGCAGCUGUCGGUGGCCGAGAUCACCAACAGCGCGUUCGAGCCGACGUCGAUGAUGGCCAAGUGCGACCCGCGCCACGGCAAGUACAUGGCGACGUGCCUCAUGUACCGCGGCGACGUGGUGCCGAAGGACGUGAACGCGGCCGUGGCGACGAUCAAGACGAAGCGCACGAUCCAGUUCGUGGACUGGUGCCCGACGGGCUUCAAGUGCGGCAUCAACUACCAGCCGCCGUCGGUGGUGCCGGGCGGCGACCUGGCCCGUGUGCAGCGCGCCGUGGCCAUGAUCUCGAACACGAGCGCGAUCGCGGAGGUGUUCUCGCGCAUCGACCACAAGUUCGACCUGAUGUACGCGAAGCGCGCGUUCGUGCACUGGUUCGUGGGCGAGGGCAUGGAGGAGGGCGAGUUCUCGGAGGCUCGCGAGGACCUGGCCGCGCUCGAGAAGGACUACGAGGAGGUGUCGGCUGAGACCGCCGAGGGCGAGGGCGAGGACGAGGAGUUCGGCGAGGAGUACUAG
Messenger RNA from Phytophthora sojae, 957 nucleotides. RefSeq lists its product as hypothetical. Gene Ontology annotation, biological process: mitotic cell cycle; microtubule cytoskeleton organization. The record is from RefSeq and is a predicted model, not a curated record. Gene Ontology annotation, cellular component: microtubule; cytoplasm. Bases 1 to 957 code for a protein of 318 amino acids. Gene Ontology annotation, molecular function: structural constituent of cytoskeleton; GTP binding. NCBI's taxonomy places the organism in Eukaryota, Oomycota, Peronosporomycetes, Peronosporales, Peronosporaceae. The transcript has a single exon.